AUGAUGAGAGUACUUCCGUUUCUUUCCUCUAUUUUUUGUUACCCUUUGUUACCCUUGUUUUUAUCAGCAUCGUCAAAUUCAAUGUUUUUCUACUUUCCUUCAUUCAUUUUCUCGUUUCUUAGUUUGUUUAUUGACUGGUCCGUUAUAUUUUAUGGCAUUGUGGCUUGCAAUGUGUUUGUUGCCCUCAGGGAAGAUGGGGUUUACUGCAGACGUGAGGAGCACUCUCACAGCAAAGCUCAACUACUUGACUUAUUUCCCUCCUUUGACACAUCCAUUACUUCAUUUCCUUGA
Molecule: messenger RNA, 291 nt
Organism: Trypanosoma brucei brucei TREU927
Lineage: Eukaryota; Euglenozoa; Kinetoplastea; Trypanosomatida; Trypanosomatidae
Exons: 1
Coding region: 1-291 (96 amino acids)
Source: RefSeq, a predicted model, not a curated record